Artibeus jamaicensis (Jamaican fruit-eating bat) is the source of this 7058-nucleotide messenger RNA. It is a transcript of the gene TRMT10C, whose product is annotated as tRNA methyltransferase 10C, mitochondrial RNase P subunit. The record is from RefSeq and is a predicted model, not a curated record. Gene Ontology annotation, cellular component: mitochondrion; nucleoplasm; nucleus. Bases 226 to 1482 code for a protein of 418 amino acids. Lineage: Eukaryota; Metazoa; Chordata; Mammalia; Chiroptera; Phyllostomidae. Gene Ontology annotation, biological process: mitochondrial tRNA 5'-end processing; positive regulation of mitochondrial translation. Gene Ontology annotation, molecular function: tRNA binding. The transcript is spliced from 3 exons.
UCAACGCUCGGAUCGUGGGCCUGCGACGGUUUCCGCAAGAAAGCGUAGUCGUGCUGUGGAUUAGGUUGGCAGUGGUCUUUGAGGGGCUGCACCUCACCGCGGAGUCCUACGUCCUAUCCGGCUGGAGCCACAGUCUCUGCAGUCCUGAGAGAGAAACAUCACUUGGUUGCCUCCCAUACGCACCUGGACCAGGGGAUCAAACCUGCAACCCAGGGAUUUUCUUUCAUGACUGUUUUCUUCAAAAUGAGUGUUAACAUUGCCUUCAUAAGACCUUUUGCUAGAGUUUUGGUGCCAUUUACCCUUAACAGGAAGAGAAGUGUUUUAUAUUCAUCGAUUCUGCAGAGAUACAUGUCUUCCAAAAUACCACCUGUGCCCUGUCCUAAUGAGGAGAGUACAUCACCUGAACAGCUGGAAUUGGAUGCGUGGAAAAUUACAAUGAAGUCUAGUGUACAAGAAGGUGUUUCAACAGUCUUAAGUACCAAGGAUGAAGAUCCUUUGGAGGCUACUAGGGAGUUAAUUGAGAUGUGGAGAUUGCUUGGCAGAGAAGUUCCAGAACACAUCAGUGACGAAGAGCUCAAAACGAUUAUGGAAUGUGUUUCUAAAUCAUCAAAAAAAAAAUAUUUAAAAUAUUUGUAUGCUAAGGAAAAAAUGAAAAAAGCUAAGCAAAUUAAAAAGGAAUUGAAAGCAGCAGCAAAGGAAAAAGCAAAAGAAGACCAGGUACUAGAAACCAAGGAAAAUAAACAGCAAAACUUCCUAUUUCUACGACUGUGGGAUAGGAAUAUGGACAUAGCAAUGGGCUGGAAGGGUGCCCAGGCCAUGCAAUUUGGGCAACCUUUGGUUUUUGACAUGACUUACGAUAAUUACAUGAAACCAAAAGAGGUGCAGAAUACUGUUUCCCAACUUUUAGAAAGUGAGGGACAGAACAGAAGAGAUGUUGAUCCCUUUCAUAUUCAUUUCUGCAAUCUUAAAACAGAUGGCCCUCUUCACAGAGAGUUAAUUAAACGUUAUGGAGAAAAGUGGAACAAACUGCUUUUAACAGCAACAGAAAAGUCACACAUAGAUUUAUUUCCAAAAGACAGUAUUGUAUAUUUAACUGCAGACUCUCCCAAUGUUAUGACUACUUUCAAGCAUGACAAAAUUUAUAUAGUGGGAGCUUUUGUUGAUAAGAAUAUACAGCCAGGCAUAUCCCUAGCCAAGGCAAAACGGCUGAAUCUGGCAACAGAAUGCUUUCCAUUAGAUAAAUAUUUACAGUGGGAUACUGGUACAAAAAAUCUCACCUUAGAUCAAGUAAUACGUAUUUUGUUAUGUCUGAAAAACAACGGUAGUUGGGAAGAGGCUCUGAAGUUUGUUCCAAGGAGAAAACAUACUGGUUAUCUGGAGAUUCCUCAGUAUUCUCAAGAGUUGGUCAACAGAGUGAAGAAAUCAAAGAUUAUUAAGUCAUUUCAAAAAGGCUCUCUGAAUAUAUACACACAGAAAAGAUGACUUAAAAGAAUAUUCAAUAGCUUAAAAAGUAAAUAGAUUGGAAAUACAAUUGUUAGUCUUUUCCUGAAUGGAAUUCACUUGCUCUUAGAGGUUGUCUUUCCAAACUAACUGAAGUAUUGUACUUUCCCCAAUUAAGUAAAUAUCUGCAAAACUUUGGAAAUGUAUAUAUUUUUACUAUAAAAAAAACCUUAGUAAAAAGAGUUGCCUGGGUUUGUUGAGCCCAGUAAACCAGUUUCAUCGUAGCAUUUUAAUAACUGAGUCUGUGCCUCCAUUUUUCAUUCUCAAAUGUUCUUUUAGCUAUGUCAACAACUACCCUUUUAUCAAAAAUUGAGAAAAUAUUUCUAGACUUCAAGUGGUCAUUCACUUAUUAAAGUAGCAUUUGGUACAGUGCUAAGCAUGUCAUAGGCACUAAGGUAUAUUGUUUAACUGAAUGUUAAACAAAAGGUAAGCAAUUCCAUAGCAUGUCAUGGGAUUUGGCUGUAUAAUGAAAAAAUGGGUUUGGGGAGAUAAAACUCAUUUCUUGUCCUUUUAAAAAGUUGUAUUUAGUGAGUGUUACAUACAGUACUUCCUUUUCUAGGAAAUAGUUCUUUCCUCCAGCCACAUGAUUCAAAUAGAAGUUGCUUAAUUUUUUACAGACCUCUCCUGGCCACAGCUGAUUAUCCCUAAGUACACACUUCAUUCAAGUUUAGAGAUGGGCAACUAACUUUAAGAUAGACCCAUUACAACACUUUUCCAAGAUUUUUGGACUUAAGAACUAAGAUGGACUAUAUUAGUUCCUUUCUGGUGGUAAACUUAGACAGAUAAAAAGCUUUAAAAUUGGUGGACACGUCCUUUUCCGUGAAGGAAGCCAGGAGAGAGUGAAGCUUACCUACAGAAAUAAGACCAAUUUCUAGAUCUGUUCAAAUCCCUGCUUCCAAUUGUCUCAGGUCUAGCUAUAGAUUUCCAUUAGGGUUUACUGGUUGUUCAAACCUCAUGUGAUAUCUUGUAUCUCUCCAAUAAGUUCUCCUUUGCCUAAGCCAGUUUAAGUUAGGUUUCUGCUGCUUGCUACCUAAUGAGUCCUAAUAUACUUGAGAAAAUAUUUGUUUCCUAAGAAGUGAACUUCAGGAACCAUAAUCAUUGUAGACUAACUGCACCAUUAAAGUUGGAAACAUGGGGAAAUAAAUAUAUAUGGAUGGCCAAGCAUUUCUACCUAGUUUCUGAACUGAAAAUUAGUAUAAGAUGCUAUCCAAUACAUUUUUUUUAAGAUUUUAUUUAUCUUUAGAGGAGAAGGGAAGGAGAAAGGGAGAGCAACAUUAAUGUAUGGUUGCCUUUCGUGCAUCCCCUGCUGGGAACUGGCCUGCAGGGAACCGGCCUGCAACCCAGGCAUGUGCCCUGACUGGGAAUCGAACUGCGAUUGUCUGGUUCGCAGGCCCGCACUCAAUCCACUGAGCUACACCAGCCAGGGCUCCAAUACAUUUCUUAAAGUGGGGCCUAAAUUUUACCAAAUACUUAAGUACCUACUUUGCUCCAAGCAGAAUGCAGUAUACAUGAAUUACUUAAACAAGCUGUAGGUACCAUUAUUAUCUUUUUUACAAAUAAGGAAAAUUUAUUCAAAAUAAUUUGGCCUUUAAGUAUCAUCUCAAAACAUCUGUCUGACUUUAAAGUCCCAGGUUUUAACCCAUAAAUCAUGCACUCUAAUAAGGCAAGAAUGAAAUGCAAUGGAAAAAUAAGGCUAUGUGUAACCUAAAUGGUAUCAGGAAUGUCCUUGAGGAAGUGAUGUGUUAAUUUAGAAUUAGUGACAAGUGUGAUAUGAAUGAAUUUCCACUGUUAGACCCUAUUAAAGUGGCAAGGUGUUACUACUUGAACUGCUUGAGAUACACUGCAGUUAAAAUAAGAGAGAGAGUUAAAGAAUAAGGUUAAGAUUUCCUGGCAGGGUCAGCACUAAAAUGAGGCAAACAAGGCUCCUAGGGGCACCUCACUAGUCACCCAGCCUUUAUUCCCAGGGUUCCAGCUCCAUCCCGCAGCCUCUUGCAUUGCUUAAAUUGCUGAAUCUCUUGAAAUUUGUUAUCUAUUAAAAGAUUAGAAAUACUGUAUUUGCUGUGUACAAUUCACUCAUGUAAUGAACACCCACAUUUUUGUGCAUGUUAUACACAGGAUUAUUAUACCCAUGGUCUGUAAUCAUACCCGUAUAAUCCCCUCAAAAAUUUGGGCAAAAAGUGCACAUUAUAGCAAAACAUGGUAGUUUUUGACUCAUACAGCAAUACAGUAUCUGGCAUGUAAGCAUUUUUUUAAGAUUUUAUUUUUAGAGGGGAAGGGAGGGAAAAAGAGUGAGAGAAAAACAAAAAUGUAUGAGAGAGACAUCCACCUGUUGCCUCUUGCACACCCCCAACUCAGGACUUGGCCUGCAAUCUAGGCAUUUUUCGAUUCGCAGGCCAGCACUCAAUCCACUGAGCCACGCUAUCCGGGGCAAUAAGUUUUAAGUAAAAAUUCAGACUAUACAUUGAAUAUGGAAUGGAAUUUCAUUGGACUGUAUGGAAGUUUUAGUAGUAGUAUACAAGUUAUUGUGUCCCUUUAAGUAGCACAUUCUUAUUUCUGUGUAACUGUAUGCAGUUGAGUAAUGCAACACUAGAAUUAAAAAUAAUAAAGACCACUUUCUUUCAAACAGCCAAGUAGUAAUUGAUUUCUAAGGCUGCCUUUCUCUUAUGUAGAUAAAUCACAAUGGCAACCUCAUCCAGUUUGAAUUCAUAUUGACUUUAAUUUUCCAAAUUUUUCAGAAUUUAGAACUAACAAAACCUCAGAUGCUGCUUCAAUUUCUCCAAACUAGAGGUUCUAAUUUCCCAGGCACAAAGUAGGAAGUAAUGGCUUUUCUGUCUGAAACACAAACUAAUUUAUAGUAUUCUGUUGGGAACCGCCCUGCCUGGUUUUAGAAGCUGUAACCCCUCCUCCAACCCACCUCCCUUACCUAAGGCUGAGUGAGCGACCUUCAGACCGGAAGCUACUAAGAAGACAAAGCUUAUCUCCCUGGCAGGGUCACUGCCUCUGCUCUUUGUACUUUAUCCAUAACUGGCCCCCAAUGCUUGAUUGUUUAGCCAAUGAUGAGUAAGAUUCUUCAAGGGAGGGAUGAUGUUAAGACAGGCAUGAUCACCGGGAGGCCCCAGGGGAGUACUUGGGGGACUAUAGCAUAAAGGAGUGAGGGGCCCUCACUCCUCAGCUUGACACAGCCCAAGUCCUCAUUCUGUCUGCAAGAAGUCUCCUAAUCUCGGCUGGCUUAGUUCCCCUGCCUGACUUAAGCCUGAAACAAUGACAGAGGGUGAUGCAGUCCUGUGCUGGAAAGGGUAGGUUCCCUGGGUGAUCAGGCCUAAGAAAGAAUAUGUAAAAUCCUGUGAAAACUGCUUUGUUUAGAAUGCUCUCAAUUAAAUGGUAAGGGUUUGAGAAGGAAAUGAGUUUGUUUCCCAAUGUUUUGUAGCCCUUUAGCCAACAGACCCUAAUUGAGAAUAGGCCCUCAUAGUUCUUUGUAUGCUAUCUACUGUUUGAUCCUUACUGCCUGACAAUGAUUAAUGAACUUUACCUAUAUUCCUCUGCUAAUUAAACCCAAUAAAAGCCUGUCCGUGCAAGGGACACUCUGUCCGGGGCACUCUCCCCUUAAGACAGUAGCCGUGCUGUCCCUUUUCCUCCACAGGACUUGGUAAUCUGUGUGAAUUUGUCUCAUAUCUCGUCCAUAAUGCCAGACACAGUGGGCCGGUACAUGCAUCAGAUAACUAGAUUGUAAGCUCCAUGAGAGUUUUUUUUUUUUUUUUUUUUAAUUCACUGCUGUAUCCCCGAGGCCUGGCACAGUGCCUGGCACAUAGUGAGCACUUAAAAUUUGUUGGGUGAAUGACUCUGAUUCCUUUAUUUUAUUUUUUUAUUGUUUAUUCUAUUACAGUUGUCCCAACAAUUCCUUUUAAAAGGAUCACUUUGGCUACUGUGUUGAUACUGAAAAGAGAAACAAGUUAGGAAGCCACUGCAAUAACAAAGGUGAAAGAUAACAGUGGGUUGGACCAGGGUGAUAGCAGAGUAGUUAGUAACCAAACAGCAAAGACAUUCUGGAGACAGUAAGUAUAAAUGAACUUUUUAAAGAGUUUCUAUAGGAAGUGGGGAGAAAUGAACUAGAGGGAGAUAGGAGAUCAAAAGUCUUGUUCUUGUUUUGUAGAUCAGAACAAUAAAGCCAUGCAUGUAUGUUGUUGUAGGUGGAAAGAUCUGAUGAAACAGUGGAGUGAUAACUUUGUGUAAGCAAGGUAGAUGGGAUCUACUGCAUAAGUAACAGAAGGGAAGACAGAAAAUAUAAGUACAAAUGCAGGUACCACCACAAAUAUGGUGAGAAUAUAUAGAAUUUGUCUUAUUUUCUCAGUGAAAAUAAGAAGUAAAGUAUUCAGUUGAGGCGGAGGAGAUAUUGGAUGUUUUUGGAUCAUGCAGAAAGUGUGAAAUAGUCUAGGAAAAUGAAUGAAUUAAGGCUGGUGGUUCUCAAACUAUAGCCCCUAGAGCAGCUGCAUCAACAUUGCUUGGAACUGGUUAGAAAUGCAAAUUUGGGGGCUCCCUCCCAGUGAAUUUACUGAAUCAAAAGCUGUGGUACUGGAGUUUUAACUCAAAGCCUUUCAGAUGAUUCUGAUGGACACUAAAAUUUAAGAAUGGUACAGGGAAAUAUAACAGGACUACAAGGCUGUAUUAAGAACCUACUCAAGGUUAGCAAAACCAUGAUUACUUACUCUUCCUCUGUGAUUUUGUUGUAGCUGUCUACCUGAAGUUCAAGUUUAGCUUCACCUCUUACCUUUUCAGUGAUCCAGUUUACUCUUCCAUAAAAGUGAGAGUAAUAGUAACACUUAAUUCUUAGCAUUGCGAUUAUUUAAAUGUACUUGAUUUCAUGUUAAAAACUUGCAAACUACGGUUAGCAUAUAGUAAGCACAAAUAAAUGUUGGGUAUUAUAGCAGUCACCUCACAAAUUACACACUUAAAUUAAAAUAAUAUCCCUGGCUGGUGUAGCUCAGUGGAUUGAGUGCAGGCUGUGAACCAAGGGGUCGCUGGUUCAAUUCCCAGUCAGAGCACAUGCCUGGGAUGCAGGCCAGGUCCCCAGUGGAGGCCACAUGAGAGGCAACCACACAUUGAUGUUUCUCUCCCUCUCUUUCUCCCUCCCUCUCUUCUCUCUAAAAAUAAAUAAAUAAAAAUGUUUUUAAAAAAUAAAAUAAUAAUUGUGCAUAUUUCCUGUCCCUUCCAGCUGUUAAACCAUUAACUGAAUAGGUCUUUAGAGGUUACAAACAAUAGCUACCAUUAAGCAACAGCCCACUAGGAGCCAAGCACUGUAUUACAAAUUUUACCUGUAUUAUCUCAAUCUUCUCAGUAACACUAUAACUACUAUUACAUUUCACAGUUAAAACAUGAUCAGUAGCCCUGGCUGGUGUUGUUCAGUGGACUGAGUGCCUGCCUGCGAACCAAAGGGUCGUGGAUUCAACUCCCAGUCUAAGCACAUGCCUGGGUUUCGGGCAAGGUCCCCUGUAGGGGGCACACAAGAGGCAACCACGCACUGAUGUUUCUUUCCCUUUCUUUUUCCCUUCCUUCCCCUCUCU